UCUCUCUCUCUCUCUCUUUCUCUCUGUCUUUCUUUGGCUUCGCCUUGAGGUGCUCCAUCCCCAGAUCUUCCAGGAAAAGGCCGUAAAUGAUCAGCCCCUAUGACCAACAUGAGCUGGAGUUUUCUCACCCGCCUGCUGGAAGAAAUCCACAACCACUCCACUUUUGUGGGGAAGAUCUGGUUGACGGUUCUCAUAGUCUUCCGCAUAGUCCUGACGGCCGUGGGCGGCGAGUCCAUCUACUCGGACGAGCAGAGCAAGUUCACCUGUAACACCAAACAGCCGGGCUGCGAUAACGUCUGCUACGAUGCCUUCGCCCCACUUUCACAUGUCCGCUUCUGGGUCUUUCAGAUCAUCAUGAUCUCCACCCCGUCUGUCAUCUACUUGGGCUACGCCAUCCACCGGAUCGCCAGGUCCUCGGAGGAGGAGAAGAAGAGGUUUCGGAGCUUCAAAAAGAAGAAGAAGCAGUUCGUCCUCAACUGGCAGGCGUCCCACCAUCUGGAGGACUCCUUGGGCGCCGAAGAAGAACCUAUGAUCUCCGAGGAGAUGGUGGAGAACGAAGAGAAGGAGAAGACCAAGGAAGAGGAGAAGAAGAAGGGGGAGAAACACGAUGGCCGGAGACACAUCCAAGAAGAAGGGCUGAUGAAAAUCUAUGUCUUCCAGCUUCUCACCAGGGCCUCCUUCGAAGUCUGCUUCCUGAUAGGUCAAUACAUGCUCUACGGUUUCGAGGUGAGGCCCUACUAUCUUUGCACCCGUGAUCCUUGUCCACAUAACGUCGACUGCUUUGUGUCCAGGCCCACGGAGAAGACCAUCUUCCUCCUGGUGAUGUACGUGGUCAGCUGCCUUUGUCUGUUGCUCAACCUGGCGGAGAUGUGCCAUCUGGGCAUCGGUACCAUCCGGGACGCCAUUCGAGAACGGAAAAUCCACAGCUUCCGACAGCCGCCGUACAAUUACGCCGCUUACCCCAAGAACAUCUCCUGCCCACCCGAGUACAACUUGGUGGUCAAAUCCGACAAACCAGCCAAGAUUCCCAACAGCCUGAUGGCUCACGAGCAGAACUUGGCCAACGUAGUCCAGGAGCAGCAGUGCACCAGCCCCGACGAUAACAUCCCCCCUGAUUUGUCGACCCUCCAUAAACACUUACGGGUGGCUCAGGAGCAGCUGGACAUCGCGUUCCAGAGCUACAACAGCACCCAGGGGCAAAACCAACCCUCCAGAACCAGCAGCCCGGGCUCCAGUGGAUCCAUGGCAGAGCAAAACAGGGCCAACAUUGCACAGGAGAAACACGGGGCCAAGCCAAAAACCAGUUCAGAGAAGGGUAGCGUCAAUGGCAAAGAUGGGAAAAACUCCGUAUGGAUUUAGGAAGGAGGAACAGGUCAAAGGGUCCUAUGCAUCAGGGGGUGGUGGGGUCUCUUCUUUGCU
Messenger RNA from Notechis scutatus (mainland tiger snake), 1419 nucleotides. Lineage: Eukaryota; Metazoa; Chordata; Lepidosauria; Squamata; Elapidae. The record is from RefSeq and is a predicted model, not a curated record.